Culex pipiens pallens (northern house mosquito) is the source of this 2177-nucleotide messenger RNA. It is a transcript of the gene Sk2, whose product is annotated as sphingosine kinase 2. Gene Ontology annotation, cellular component: membrane; cytoplasm; intracellular membrane-bounded organelle. The transcript is spliced from 3 exons. The record is from RefSeq and is a predicted model, not a curated record. Gene Ontology annotation, biological process: sphingosine biosynthetic process. NCBI's taxonomy places the organism in Eukaryota, Metazoa, Arthropoda, Insecta, Diptera, Culicidae. Bases 88 to 2031 code for a protein of 647 amino acids.
GUUGAGUCAAAAAAGUCAACGAUUAAUGCCGACCACCGCGGGGACCGUUACGCACGACGAACUCGCCGCCGGUCGGGCAGCAGCAGAAUGGUGGACAAACCGAAGGUGGGCCUUGGCGAGGAGAUAGUCGGUCCAAGGUCACCGGCGUCGGCCAAGUCCGGUGCGGACUGCGGAAGUCCGGCCCAUGUCGUGUAUCUGACGGAGACGUUCUACAUCAGUUCGAAGAAGAACACGGUGUUUGAGGUCCGGCUGACGGACAAGGGGUUGAGCUUGAAGAAGCAGAGUAACGGGUCAACGAAGGAGCAGACGAUACCGCUGAAGGAUAUUAUCGGGUGUCGAUGUUUGAGGAGCAAGCGGAAAACGAAGGGCAGUUCGGCGUGUGCCUGCACGUCGAUAUCGGGGACGGCCCAGCUGAAGGUCGUGGAGGAGAACUCGGGCGAGCAGGACGAGUCGGACGUCAGUGCGUACCUGUACAUCUACGCGUACAUUCUGAAACGGAAUCGACGUGGUGGGUUUCGGGAGCGGACGACAAUUACGCUUCGGUUUCGGUCCUUUGACAAGUACGAGGACAACAACAAGGAGGCACAGAAGUGGCGCGCAGCGGUGAAGUACCUCGUGGCGGGGGAGUCCGUCGUGAGGCCCGUGUACCACGCGAAAGAUUCGCGCAAGAUGCUCGUCAUUCUGAACCCCAAGUCCGGUUCGGGGAAGGCGCGGGAGAUGUUCCAGCAGCGGGUGGCGCCGGUGCUGGCCGAGGCGGAGAUUUCCUACGACCUGCACAUCACCAAGAAGCCCAACUGGGCGCGGGAGUUUGUGCGCAAUCGGGACAUCUACCUGUGGCGGGGGAUCGUCGUCGUCGGCGGAGACGGAAUCUUCUACGAGGCGCUGAACGGGCUGUUUGAGCGCGAAGACUGGCAGACGGCGGUGGAGGAGCUGGCGAUCGGGAUCAUUCCGUGCGGAUCGGGGAACGGACUGGCGAAGACCAUCGCGUACUUGUACGAUGAACCGUUCGAGACGAAACCGAUCCUGGCAUCAGCUUUAACCGUAGUCAAAGGCAAACAUUCCAUGUUAGAUAUAGUGCGAGUGGAGACACGUUCUCAUAUAAUGUUCUCAUUCCUGUCGGUCGGCUGGGGCCUCAUCUCGGACAUCGACAUCGAGAGCGAGCGGCUGCGGGCCAUCGGCGGCCAGCGGUUCACGCUCUGGUCCGUCCACCGGUUGAUUAGCCUGCGCACCUACCAGGGCAAGGUGUCCUACAUUCCGGCGCUGGUUAAUCCGUCCCAUCCGUACCACCGGUCCAACUCGUUACCCCGGGACGGUGGAGGUGGAGGCGGCCACGGUGGCCUCGGUGGUGCCGCCGGAAUCGGCCUCAAGCAUAGCAUAAGUUACAACACCACGCUGGACUGCCACGACUGUCGGACGGCGGACGAGGAAAACUGUGAUGCUUGCGACACCAACUUUAGUGACGUGCUGUCGCUUGAGACGGGGAGUAAUCUGGAGACGUUCCGGCCGCGCAUCGACAGCUGGUACUCGGCCACGUCCCGCAAGAGCACUUACUUUUCGACGCAGGACAGCAUCUACGAGAGUGAUCGGGCUUCCAACGAGGGCACGACGGUGGGGACGAACCAGAUGUACGGUCCUCCGUCGCGGCUUCCGGCGUUGACGGCACCCGUGCCCGACACGUGGAAGUCGCUCGCCGGAGAGUUUGUGAUGGUGCACGCGGCCUACCAGACGCACCUUAGCACGGAUUGCUUCUUUGCGCCACUUUCCAAGCUGAACGACGGGAUCAUUUGGCUGUUGAUAAUUAAGGCCGGAGCUAGCCGGGCUCAGCUGUUGUCCUUUAUGCUGGGUCUCGGCACUGGGACGCACAUGCCAACGCAGGAGAACGAGUACAUCCAGAUGGUGCCGGUGACGGCGUUCCGGAUCGAGCCGGUUGGGACGACGGGGCACAUGACGGUGGACGGGGAGGAUGUCGAGUAUGGGCCCAUCCAGGCGGAGAUCUUUCCUAGUUUAGCGCGGGUUAUGGUUCCGAAAUGAUCGUGAGAUAAAACACACACACACAGUUUUUGUUGUAUUGUUAGUCUUGUUUUAGUGGUUACAUAAAAGGGGUGCAUCGAUUCCGUUCCAUGUAUUACGAUUGUUGGAGAAAUAAACAGCAAAUCUUUAUUGCAGGCUCAAAUGUA